Molecule: messenger RNA, 1809 nt
Organism: Blumeria graminis f. sp. triticale
Lineage: Eukaryota; Fungi; Ascomycota; Leotiomycetes; Helotiales; Erysiphaceae
Source: the annotation of a GenBank genome assembly
AUGAAUCACAGUGACGAUUUUGAAGUAGAAAUUCCUGAACUUUGCGUGGAAGAUUCAUUGAAAGAAUUCAUACCACAAUCAUUUGGUAAGAAAUCCAAAGAUGCAAAUGUUUCCGCACAAAUAGAUCGAACAAAGAGGACUAUCAAGAAGGCGCCAACUUCAUUUAACGAAGAAGCUGAAGAAAGAAAUGGCUUGCAAAAUACAAUUCCAGGAACCAACUCAAAUGAAAAUCACGAUAAUGUUGGGUUUGAUUCUUCAGAUGAUGAAGGCGACGAUAGUGACGAUGAGUAUCCAGUCUCUCACGAAUUAGUGUUAUCAACUCAUGAAAGGGCAGCAACAACAGUAGCUCUGGACCCUGCUGGAGGCCGAUUGGUGACAGGAUCUACCGAUGGGACAUUGAAAUUUCAUGAUUUUGCGUCAAUGACUCCGACUACCCUACGAGCGUUUAAGAGUGUAGAUCCGAAUGAAUCAAAGACAUCUGCUAGCUCAGAAACUCAUCCCAUCAAUCAUAUCGAGUUUAACCCUCUAUCAGGAAGUACGUUUCUCUGCGUCUCAGCACAUCCACAGGCUCGUAUUAUGAAUCGAGAUGGUGAAGUACUGGCAGAAUUCCAAAAGGGUGAUAUGUACUUGAGAGAUAUGAAAAAUACUAAAGGCCAUAUAUCUCAGGUUACGAGUGGUACAUGGAACCCUAUCGAUAGAAAUCUAUGUGUUACAGCUGGGACUGACAGCACCCUUCGUAUUUGGGAUGUGAACAACAAAAGGUGUCAAAAAGAAGUCAUCGUACACAGAUCAAAAGCUGCAGGGUCUGCUGGACGAACAAGAAUGACAGCCGUAGUUUGGGGAAGUCCACUACAGGGAGGUAGUAAUAUACUAGCCGCUGCAGCUGUGGACGGUAGUCUUGCGAUGUGGAGUGGAAAUGGGCCAUUUACUAGGCCAGCUGCUGAGAUUCGAAAAGCCCACGAAACUGGAACUUGGACUGGGGGAAUUGAUAUCAGUUCAGAUGGUCGAACUAUUGUUACAAGAGGGGGUGAUGAUUUGAUAAAAUUGUGGGACAUACGAAAGUUUAAAGUACCAUUUGCAACAGCGUCCCACCCCUCGACAUCUGACCAUUAUUCUAUGACAAAUAUCAAAUAUUCACCGACUUCAUCAUGUAUCGUUACGGGCUCGCAUUCUGGGGAUCUCAGUAUAUUUAACCCUGGGAACCUAAAUGUAGAGCUUGUAACUCCUGUGACUCCUGGAUCGCCACUGAUAUCCGUUGCCUGGCACCCCAAAAUCAACCAGAUUAUAACUGGCUCUGCUAACGCUCAGGUUCACGUUCUAUAUAAUCCCCGCCUAUCCACUAAGGGUGCGGUUGAUGUAAUGUCUCGAGCACCAAAGAAGCGGCACGUUGACGAUGAUCCGAAUUUUACCACGGAUCAAUCUACCGGGAUUUCUGGAGAUAGCAUCGUGACACCAGGGGGUGUCCUUACCAAUACGGGUAUCACUUCUUUCUCUGCCCGGCAUCCAACGGUUGGCCUCACUGCCUCGGGUCGCUCGCGUGAUCCGCGACGUCCGCAGAUUCCAAUGGUGACCCCAUUCAUGAAGAGUCAGCCAGACGAAGAACAUAUAAACCAGAAUAUCCCAUUGAGUAGUAUGCGUGACGAGGAUCCUCGCGAAGCUCUGCUCAAAUAUGCCGAGCUGGCCCAAAAAGAUCCCCUCUUCACCAACGCUUGGAAAAACACACAGCCUGUCACACAGUAUGCACCGCUGAGUGAUGAUGAUGAGAACGAUGACGCAGGCGCUCCUGAAAAAAAGAAGCUAAAACGAUAA